AUUACACUAAUAAGGUACACGAAAAAGGGCAACAAAAUUAAUACAUAAUAUUUCUUUUAAAUUUUAAAUACUACAAUAAUAAACGUACAUUGAAUGUGAGACGUUUACCUAUUGUAGAGUUUAUUUAGUUGAACGCGAUUAUCUCAGAACUUGUUUUGAUAUUUUUUUACUUACUUCAGAAUCGAGAGUAUAUAUCAAGGUGAAUCUGUUUUAUUUUAUCCUAGGAUCACAAUCAAAAUUAGUGGAUAGUUACGUUCCACGUUUAGAAGCAUCUAUGUAAAAGUUUAAUUAUAUCUAUUUACCAGGUUUAUUUAACAUAGUAGAACAUUUCAAGGAUUCACCUUUAAUUUUGCCCAUAACAAUCAUGUAUCACCGUCAAGGCUAGUUAGCGGGAUAAAAUAUAAAAAAGGAGACAGGCGGCUUUUAUUUAAGGCUCGCUACAGUACAUGAAUAUAUAACAAAUCAUUCGACUAUUUGAUUAAUAACGUAAAAUUGAAUGUUCAUUAUUAUUUAUUACAUUAGGCACUAUGGAAUUCUCAUUUCGGAAUUCAAAGUAACGUAAAUCAAUUAAAUAAGCAUUAAUUAAAUUUUAAAAUUCUUUUUAACUUAUAAAAUAUAGCAUAAUAUAAUUUUUCCCAGCACAUGUAUAAAAGAUUUUUAAAUACAAAUUUAGUUGAUAAACGUAAGUUAAAAUGAAUUUUGUAAUUCUUACUUUAUUGUAGAAUCAAAAAUACAUCAUGAACCAUUAAAAAUAAAAAUACGUUUAAAAAUCUACUUGUACUUCAAUUUUUUCUAAAUAAAAUCUUUAUCAGUUUUUAAAAAUCCAAAAACCAGCUUUAAAGUAUAACCCAGGACGCAAUAAUUUACCGGUUUUUUAAUGUUGCUGAGAAACCCACUUUUACUUCGCGAUAGAAAACAUUACGAAACGUUUUACAACAGUCACUGCUCGAUGACACCCGUAAUCGACAUAAUGUUUACUUGACCUUGUUAUGUAAGUACCUUUUAUUGUAAUAGACUCUACCAACUUGAAUUAAUCCAGAUUAAAAACAAUAUACAUUUUUAUUUACCUUUACAUAGGUAUGCUGCAGUGAAUGAAUAAAAUAUAUUAAUGAAUUAGUAUUUUUUGUGAAUUCGCUUUUGUAACAGCGUCGAGAUUUUUAUGAACAACUUCUGAGUAUACAAAAUGAAUAGGAAACUGAAAACCGAUAACGCGGUAAAGUUGACUUUUCGCGGUAUACCUAGGCUUUUAAAGCUUAUGCUACGUGGGUUAUAACUUGUUCACAGUGUAAACACCCUUUAUCCAGCCAUUCAGCUUCCCCCACUGCGGGAUUUCAACUGAUAUUGCUUAUUAGUUAUUACUAUGCGACGAAGGCAUCAUAGAUUGCGUGAUAGUCGCAGCCUCGCAACCACGAACAUGGACCCAUAAUUACCAGUCUUUGUGUGAUGAAAUACUUCGUAGCUUCGUUUAUACUGACGAUAUGUUUUACAAAUAUUCCAUGCCACAUACGUAUUUUGAUAAAAUAAAACUAUUAUAAUAUGUAGCUCUAUAUUCGAUUUGAAAUAAACCUAAAUAAUAAAAUUCAGAAAAGGUAAACGUACACAUUUUAUAUAGUAACAACAAAACAAUUAUUUUAUUGACUCGAAAAAGCUAAAGCAUUCGAUGCGUCGAGGAAAUAAGUAUUCGUAUAUCAGCGAAGGAAACCUACCAUGGUAUGUGAGUACGUACUGGCUCACUUACAACAUCGCACUCAUCAUCUCGUUAAUGAUAACAGGACUUUACUGGAUCCUUCUUUAUAAUCCAGAACAGGAUGAAGAACUUGUUAACAGCUUCUGGCUCGACCUAUCAACGCAUGGCUUCAACUCCUGCAUAGUGUUCAGCGAAUUCCUGCUUUCAAGGACACCUCUUAGAUUCGUACACAUAUAUCAACCAAUAGCUAUAGGGCUAUGGUAUUCGAUAUUUUCUGGCAUAUAUUAUGCUGCUGGAGGUACAGACAGCGUUGGCAAUCCAUUCAUAUAUGAAAUAUUGGAUUGGCGGCAAACAAACCGAUCCUUGGCUUUGGUUGCUGCAGCGUUGGCAGCGCUAAUCGUGCUUUACGCCGUGAUGUGGGGUCUAACUAUAUGCAGAGACAAGAUUUCCGUAGCUAUCAUAAGGACCACAAGUCUAGACCUACCGUUUACACCGCCAGAUAGAAUUUCUGGUGCCGUAUAGUUUAAGAACCAGUUUUUAGAUUUAUUUUAUCUAAGUAUGGUAAGGUUUAUGUUACCUAAUUGGUAAUUUAUUACUUGUACUUAUUCCUCGCAGAAAAAAACAAGACUUUUAUUUUCUGGUAAAUUGCGUUACAUUAAUAUAAGAUGUCAUGGAUUGACUGUAUUUGACGCUAUUAAUAUUAAUCAUUACUAAUGUUUAUAAACUUUGCUCGACAGGCUGAUGUUUUUGUAAUGUAUUAAGCAAUACAGGUAUUGUGUAAGAGGCUGAUGUCAUAAUAAUGAACACAUGUUCAGUAUAUUUUAACUAUGAAUAUGUAAAUAAUGAGUAAUGACUGACUACAUAGUUAAGAUGUGUAGCUACAUUUAAACCCCAAAUUUUACGUGAUCAAAAGUGUCAAUUUUCAUACAACACUUAAAACAUUCUCAUUAAUUAUUCUGGGUUCUCAUUAAUUAUGCGGAGUGUCAAUAAAGCUAUCUAAACAAUUUGUGACAGCGGCAACCUUCAUUCAAUUUCGUUUAAAAUAAGAAAUUGGUAAAAUGAUAGAGGUUUAAGAAACGUUUUGUGAGAUAGCUCGGGGCAUAUUUAAUAAUAUUUCUGGACAAUUACGCAACAUGCUGCAGCGAUCAUGAUCAUAGUUUGUUGUACAAAAAUGUUUUGAAUUAAAGUUCCCGAAUCAGUUCACUUGCGAAUAAUAUUUUUAGGUCUAUACUUACUAAAAGUAAUCGAUAAAUCUGGCUAAGUUAAGCAUCGAGACCAAUACAAAACAGUUAUAGAAAUCUUCAUUACACGUUCAGAAACUCUGAGAGUAUGUAUUAAUAAAAAGUACAGUACGAAUUAAAAUAAAGUUAACGUAAUUGUUUAUCAUUUGGUUUAUAUAUAUAAUAUUAUAAUGAAAAGGUACGUAUGUACUAAAUUUAUAGAUAUUUCUGCGAAAGGGCAAAUAACUUGUUUUAUAUGCCAUCAUCUAUACACAUGGGCCGCGUUGACCGCCACUGUUAGAGGAGUAGUAAAAAUAAUGAUCACCCAUUAUAGGAAGCUAUAUUUAACAAUUAUGUAUAUGCGUGUCCCGAAAUCAAAAAAACUCAUAUCAUUUCUAACUUAUGGUUUAAGAAAAGUGUACAUUUCAUUUCGUUAAUGUACUUAAUUAGGUAUUUGAAAGUCAUAAUGGUAGAAUAUAUGUAAUAAUUGGUGUACCGAGUACGAUUUUUGUAUAUUAAAGACACUUGUAGCGGUU
Pieris brassicae (large cabbage white) is the source of this 3443-nucleotide messenger RNA. RefSeq names its product protein rolling stone-like. The coding region runs from base 1661 to 2209 and encodes 182 amino acids. Lineage: Eukaryota; Metazoa; Arthropoda; Insecta; Lepidoptera; Pieridae. The record is from RefSeq and is a predicted model, not a curated record. Gene Ontology annotation, cellular component: membrane. The transcript is spliced from 4 exons.